UUAUGAUUCUAUUCUUCGGCCAGGGAGCUUUUUCAAAACCUGUGCAGAGGAAUAGUUCACCAGUUGCCCAUAGCAACCAGAGCGCUUCUUUCAUUUUUCAGAGGCCUUUUUAAAAAUAAAGCGAUCUGAUUGGUUGCUAUGGGCAACUGGUCAGCUUUGCCUUUGCACAGGUUCUGAUAAAUCUCCCCGCCGAGGUUGGGAAUUCACGGACGUUUUUUCUAUGAUAUCUUUUCCCUCAUGGAGCUGACAUUAAAGGGACAGUCCACUAUUGUCAACCAUUAACACUGUGACACAGUUUAACCCCUUAACGCCAUUGUCGCAUAUGUGGAAACCCUUAAAACCUGUCUGGAGGUCUGAGGAAGUCGGUAAAUCCUACGAAACAGCUGUCACCAGUGUCGGGAGCGCUCCGGCAUCCUCGCCCGCAGUCUGUUGCACCUUGUCACUUUACUGAGCACAAGCAAUAAAGAAGAUUUAUGUUCCCCAGAGAUGACAGCUUCAGGAAAACGAUUGGUGCAGGGAACUGGAGCAGUACAUCUGAGGCACUGCGGAAGCACUGGAGAAGAUCACCUGCUGCAAUGAGCCGUUGGCACUGGAAUUCCAGCCCACUGAUCGGGCACAGGGCACACUGCAGAAGUGGAAUGGACCUGUCGAUGGAGGACGAGGUGAUCAGGCACAUCCUGGGCUCCUGGAGUCCUUCUGUAAUGGUGCCAGAGCCAUCUGCUGCUGUGGUGACGCCAAGUAUGCGUUGUGAAGCCACCAGGUUACAGACCUUUACAAUGUGGCCUGGAUCCAGUAGUAUGUCCCCCCAGGACCUUGCCAGGGCAGGCUUUUUCUACCUAGGCCCUGAGGACCGGGUACAAUGCUUCUGUUGUGGAGGGGUCCUAAGGCGUUGGGAACCUGGCGACCAAGCACUCAAUGAGCACCGGAAGUUCUUUCCUUCAUGCCCCUUUGUGCUUGGCAGAGAAGUGGGCAAUAUCCAAUUUUCAGCUGGCAGAGACUCUGUGGACGGCCAGAUUCUCGGACAACUGAAUAGGUUUCCUGUUGAGGAAGAGGAGGAGGCCUGGCAUGCAGUGUACCCUGAAAUGAUGGAGGAAAGGGAGAGACUGGCAACAUACAGCAGCUGGCCUCCGUAUGCCGAGGUGACCCCUGAUGUCCUGGCCCGGGCAGGCUUCUUCUACACUGGACACCGGGAUAACGUCAAAUGUUUUCACUGUGAUGGGGGACUGAGGAACUGGGAGCGGGGAGACGACCCAUGGAAAGAGCACGCAAAGUGGUUCCCAAGAUGUGAAUUCCUCAUACAGUCCAUGGGUCUGGCCUAUGUCCGCAGUGUACAGGAUGCUUUAUUCAGUAGUCCGGAAACUACGCCUGAAUCUCAGAGGUCUGUGGACAGGAGCCCAGGGAGCCCCAGUGAUUCUCCUGGUGACUUCCUUCAGUCAUCCAUAGCCCAGGCUGCUCUGCAGAUGGGAUUCGAUGAAAACUUGGUGGCCAGUCUGGUUCAAAGUCGCUUCCUGCUGGUUGGGGCCCCUUACAGUUGUGUGUCUGACCUGGUCCAUGAUCUAGUUCAGGCAGAAGAGGAUAGACAGGCACACACAACAGACUUUUUAAGGAUUCCUGAAGCUCCAGCACAGAGGGCAAAUACAGAGCCCCAACUACCAAAAGAACCAGGUAAGGUUCCACUCAGCACUGAAGAGCAGCUCCGGAGGCUGAAGGAGGAGAGAAUGUGUAAAGUGUGUAUGGACAAGGAUGUGUCUAUGGUCUUUGUGCCAUGUGGCCAUCUGGUGGUCUGUAUGGAUUGUGCCCCCAAUCUUAGACACUGCCCGAUCUGCAGGGCAACGAUCAGAGGCAGCGUACGGGCCUUCAUGUCCUGAGGUCUUCAACAGGUACCAUGUGGGAUCCUAUAAGCUGCAGGCGCCUGGACAAUGGGCUGGUCUCUCAGCCUCUGCAUUCAUGACUGUGGCCUGUACAGAAUAUUAUAAAGGGGUUUUAUUUAUUCUUUUUGCUUAAAAUAAAGUGAGACGCUAAUAUGAUGCUGUGGGAUGUUUUGCAAUAAAGUGUUUUAUA
This is a messenger RNA of Hyla sarda, 2061 nucleotides long. It is a transcript of the gene BIRC7, whose product is annotated as baculoviral IAP repeat containing 7. The coding region runs from base 474 to 1868 and encodes 464 amino acids. Gene Ontology annotation, biological process: negative regulation of apoptotic process; regulation of cell cycle; positive regulation of protein ubiquitination. Gene Ontology annotation, molecular function: cysteine-type endopeptidase inhibitor activity involved in apoptotic process; ubiquitin protein ligase activity. Gene Ontology annotation, cellular component: cytoplasm; nucleus. NCBI's taxonomy places the organism in Eukaryota, Metazoa, Chordata, Amphibia, Anura, Hylidae. The record is from RefSeq and is a predicted model, not a curated record. The transcript is spliced from 11 exons.